Podarcis lilfordi (Lilford's wall lizard) is the source of this 4736-nucleotide messenger RNA. NCBI's taxonomy places the organism in Eukaryota, Metazoa, Chordata, Lepidosauria, Squamata, Lacertidae. The record is from the annotation of a GenBank genome assembly.
CAGGGCGGUAUAAGGAAGUAGGCGAGGAAGGGCGUCACGUGGGUGAAGCAUGGGAGCCACUGGGAAAAUCAACCGGCCCCGGACGGUAAUUGAUCUUUUCUCUCCCCUCCCGCAUCUUGUUCCGGGCUUUUGUUUUGUUCCGUUUCAUGGCUCUUAUUUUUUGAUGUUUUUCCCAAUGGGGCUAAUAAUGUCUAGCAUUAGUCUAGAGGAGGGAUGGAGAGCCCGCGGCCUCUCCGAUGUUGUUGGACGCCACCUCCCGUCAGCACCAGCUAGUAUGGCUAGCGAUUGGCGAUUGUGGGAGUUAUAGUUCAGCGGGGGUUUGGAGGGCCACAGGCUCCCCUAUCUCUGGUUUGUUUGUUUAUCACAAUCGCAUCCCAUUAAAUUUUUAUUAUUAUUAUUAUUUUACUCCAAGGAGCUUAAGGUGCUUAUACGUGAUUCCUUUCCUCACAACCUCCCUGUGAGGUAGAUUAGGCUGAGAGACUGACUGGCCCCAGUGAGUUUCAUGGCAGAGUAGGGGUUUGAACCCUGGUCUUCCAGGCCCUCCCUUUAAAAAAGCAGCAUAUGAAAUGGGAAGGGUCGUAAGGUGGUAGACUGAGCUGCAUUUGGUGCGUGAUGUCUUUUUUGAAAGCUUGCCUUGUUUCAGAUUUCCUGCCUUUUGAAAACUAAUGCACAGGGGAGAUAAACUGAAUGCUGUCGUUCUUCCUUGUGUGCUAGCUUUUUACUUGUGAGGAUGGUUGUUGAAGCUCAAACGUCAGUCUCAAGUAUUGUAGUAUAAUCUAUUAUACUGCAUUUAAUAGGUUAUUGUAUUUUAGUGUUUUGUUGGAAGCCGCCCAGGGUGGCUGGGGAAACCCAGCCAGAUGGGCAGGGUAUAAAUAAUAUAUUAUUAUUAUUAUUAUUAUUAUUCUCCCCUUUUGUUCUGCUGCCCUGUGUGGAUCCAACAUUGAAUUGUGGUCAUAGGUUGGUGUGGAUGUCCUAUUCUUGAAUGCUUCUCUGGUAAGAAAAAAACACCCUGCUUGUAGGACUAAAUACAGUGCUACCUCAGGUUAAGUACUUAAUUCGUUCUGGAGGUCCGUUCUUAACCUGAAACUGUUCUUAACCUGAAGCACCACUUUAGCUAAUGGGGCCUCCUGCUGCCGCCACGUCACCGGAGCAUGAUUUCUGUUCUCAUCCUGAAGCAAAGUUCUUAACAUGGAGCACUAUUUCUGGGUUAGGAGAGUCUGUAACCUGAAGCGUAUGUAACCUGAGGUACCACUGUACAUUAAAAACAGUUAAAAACAGAAACAGCAUACAGCUAAAAUUGGACCGGCAACUAAAGAUCAGGCAAAUUCAUGGAGGCCAAGUGGCUACUAGGAUGUUGUUGAGAUGGUGACUUGUGUGUCUCAAAGUGGCUUCUCUCUAUUUUAGGAGCUACAGAAAAACCUUUUCAAAAGGCGCCGUGUCCUUAGCAAGCAGAAGAGGAAGAAGCACCGGAUUGUAGGUGCUGUGGUGGAUGAGGGGCUCAUCACCAUUCAUCACCUAAAGAAACGUUGGUGAGUUAUGCUUUGCCUUGGAAGCUCUGGGAGAGUUCACCCACUGAGAAACCAAAGAAGAAAUCAGAGUCUGGUCAUUAGGAUAAUUUGGAGGAAGGCAGUGCCCAGUCCUGCUCCCAGCCUUGAGAUGGGCAUGGGGACUGGAAUCUAGAGAAGUGGGGAGAGUGUGAGCUGGAUUGCUUGGCUUUUUUCUGUCAUACUUGCAAGAAAAGUGGAAAGGAUUCCCUUUCCCGCCCCGACCUGGCCACAGUGAUCUAUGCGACGGUCACCUCCAGGCUUGACUACUGUAAUUCGCUCUACGUGGGGCUGCCCUUGAAGCUGUCCCAGAAACUCCAGCGGGUGCAGAAUGCUGCAGCGAGGCUCCUCACAGGGUCUCUGCCAUGGGAGCAUAUUCACCCAGUGCUUUACCAGUUGCACUGGAUCCUGGUGGAGUACAGGGUCAGAUUUAAGGUGCUGGUUUUGGCCUUUAAAGCCCUUCACGGCCUGGGACCCUCGUACCUACGGGACCGCCUCUCCCGGUAUGCCCCACGGAGAGCCUCAAGGUCCAUAAAUAGCAACACCCUAGAAAUCCCAGGCCCUAAGGAAGUUAGAUUCAACCAGAGCCAGGGCCUUUUCAACACUGGCUCCGGCCUGGUAGAAUGCUCUGCCUCAUGAGACCGGGGCCCUGCAGGAUCUGAUUUCUUUCCACAGGGCCUGUAAGACAGAGUUCUUCUGCUUGGCCUUUGGCUUGGAGCCAAUUUGAUUCCCUCCCCCUCUUUCUUUUUUCUUUUCCUUUCUCCUCCUGUGAUGAGGCUGCAUUUUAAUAUUUUAAUGUUUCAAUAUUUUAAUGUUGUAUUUUAAUCUUGUUUUUAAGUUGUAUUCAUUCAACUUGUUUUUAUUAUUGCUUGUUAGUCGCCCUGAGCCCGGCCUUGGCUGGGGAGGGCGGGGUAUAGAUAAAAAUUAUAUUAUUAUUAUUACUACUAUUUGGCUGGGGGUCACAUCUGUGCCGUGCAUUUUAAAACACAUUGCAAUCCAGCAAUGUGUGGUUUUAAAACCCAAACUUCUCCUCUUUGCGCAUCACCACCUCCCUGCCAUUUCCCUCUCCAGUUCUAGCUCCCGAGCAAACAUUACCCUCUCUGGGAAAAAGAAAAGGAAACUGCUGAAGCAAAUCCGCCAUUCCACAAAGGAGAAGACAGAAAUGCAGGGUAAGCAUUUUUUAGGGCCAGACCUUCAGUUCUCCCCCACCUCCUACCCUUGUCCCUUAAGCAGGGAAGCCUUAAAUCAGUAUUUUAAAUACUGAAACGCUUAGGUGCCAUGGACCAUUUUAUGCAUUCAGCAGAUGUAAUGGGUGGGACUUUUCUUGGAUUUUGCCACUUUAGGUUCUGGAAGGGGUACUUGCAUAUUUGAAUGACCCUGUCCCUGUAUAGUAGAAAAAGAUUAAGCUGAGUCCACUUUCUGGGCAUGCUGGUUUUCUGCAUGCAGGAAUUACUAUGUUUUGUUUCCAGGGGGUGAGGGUAAGGCAGAUGGGAGCCCCACUUACACUCUGAAGUGGUGCUAUCAAAGAAGAGCUUUAGUCAGUAUUUGGUUUUGUGGAAUGUGUAAAAUUGGUUCUCUGCUACAGCCUGAUUAGUUAUGAAUAUAUGAAGCCUCCUUUUAACAGGGAUCUCAUUGCCCCCCAACUCCCAUCAGUUCUAGAUAUCAUGGCCCAAAACAUCAGGGGUGAUGGGAGUUGGAGACUAGCGACAUCCAGAGUGCCACAGACUUUGCACCCCAGUCCUUAACACAGGUCCCAGCCAAUCUGGGAUUACAUAUGAAAGGCACCGACAGAGGUGUAAAAUAGGAAUGGGGUUCCAAUCCCCAUCAGCCCCAACAAGUAUGGCCAACAGUCAUGGGUGAUUGGAGUGGCAGUCCAGUAACAACUAGAAGGCCACAGUUCCUCCACUCCUACCUUUGUUGAUGCAGAGAGCAGGCAAUUUUGCUGCUCAAAUGAGGGACUGCUCAAAGGAGUACCUUGUUCUCACAGGUGUACUUAGCUUUUAGUGUUGCAGUUCCAGCCCUCUGGAUACAAAUGAUUGGCUGAAAUCAGGGGGGUGCUUGAUGUCAUGUUUUUGGUGUACCCAUUGAAGACAUGUUUUGUUCAAGGACACUUCCCUUGAUAGGUGUUACAGUCAUGUAUGAAAAUUGAUUGUCUGUUUAUGGAUAGUUUUAUUGUUUUUAGAAAUUACAGCUUUUAGAAACGGGUUUGUGUUUUAUCCCAUUUUUAAAUUGCUUUCAUGGCAGUUGCUGUACCACUGAGCUACUGUUUUUAAAGUUCCUUUUCUCUCUCUGUAUUGCAGUUGGCCUUUCUCCAGGUCCAAAUAAAAAUGCCCAGAGUGGCAAGCGGCAGAAGAAGAAGAAGAAUGGGGGGGAAACAGCUGGCCCAGAUGUAGAGAUGGCAGAAGUGGCAGAAGUGGAGCCUGCAGCAGAACCAAGGAGCUCAGAUCUUCCUUUGCAGUCUUAAAGCUCAGUCUCUUCACUCUCUUUCGUUGCCUGCUGGCAGAACUCUGGGGUUAGCAGCAAAGGCCAUCCAUGGCUGCAGAACCAGGAAAGUCAUAAGGAUUGGGCUUGGAAGCUCUUUAACCCCAUGGACUUUGAUAUGGCUAGAUUGCCAUUAAAAACACACAUAGUCUUGAGAGGUUUGCUGGACAGGCUGCAACUGUCUAGUUCCUUUGGAUCUCCAGAUAUUGCUGAACUACAGCUCCCAUCAUCCCCUGGCCUUUGGCCAUCUAGAUGGGGGCUGAUGGGAGUUGAUGUCCAACAACUUCUAGAGGGGCCCAAAUUCCCCAUCCCUAAACUAAAAGUAAGGGUGAGGAACAUUUUUCUCUCUCUGAGGAUUGCAUGUUCAUGUUCAUGUCAAAACAAAAGUGAGUUGGUGAAAUGCAUACCAUGGAUACUGUGCACACAUGCAGACUUUCACUCUUCUUCUGUCAUCCCCCCCCCCCAAGCUAUGGGGCUUGUUGGGGGUAAACAUUUUGGGGAGUGUGUGCACUUAAUGGAGACUGCAGCUGAGGAGGGACAUUUUCUGCUCAAAGAUCUCUCACCCUCCAGUGCAAUAACUGGAAAGGCUGGAAAGCAGUCUUCGUUUGGCACCAAUAUAGAAGGCUUUUUGCCCAAGCCUAAUUCGGGGGUACAAUUUUUGGCAGAUGUUCCAGGGUUGAAAUAUUGUCCCAAUAAAAUAGCAGAAAACCA